AUUACAUUUUAAUGUUCUUACUUUUAGUGUUUACUUAUUUUGGGGUGAAACUGGCCCCUCCCACUUUCUUUGGCAUUUCUUUGCUGUGGUGGAGCCCCCACCCUGUGCCUUCUUGGCCCCCUGUGCUGCCCCAGGUGGAGGAGCAUAUCAAACAUGUCCGGGAGGAGCUGGACCGGGAGCGCGAGGAACGCAACUACUUCCAGCUGGAGCGGGACAAGAUCCAUACAUUCUGGGAGAUCACACGGCGGCAGCUGGAGGAGAAGAAAGCUGAGCUGCGCAACAAGGACCGGGAGAUGGAGGAGGCGGAGGAGCGGCACCAAGUGGAGAUCAAGGUAUACAAGCAGAAGGUGAAGCACCUGCUGUAUGAGCACCAGAACAACCUGACAGAGAUGAAGGCAGAGGGCACCGUGGUCAUGAAGCUGGCACAGAAGGAGCACUGCAUGCAGGAGGGUGCACUGCGCAAGGACAUGCGGGCGCUGAAGGUGGAGCUCAAGGAGCAGGAGCUAGCCAAUGAAGUGGUGGUGAAGAGCCUGCGGCUGAAACACGCCGAGGAGAUCACCAAGAUGCGCAGCGACUUCGAGAGGCAAGUUCGAGAAAUUGAGGCCAAGUACGAUAAGAAGAUGAAGACGCUGAGGGAUGAGAUGGACCUGCGGAGAAAGACGGAGAUCCACGAGGUAGAGGAGAGGAAGAGCAGGCAGAUCCACAUGCUGAUGGAGCGGCAUGAGGAGGCCUUCACCGACAUCAAGAACUACUACAAUGAUAUUACCCUCAACAACCUGGCCCUCAUCAACUCGCUCAAGGAGCAGAUGGAGGACAUGCGGAAGAAGGAGGACCACCUGGAGAAGGAGAUGAUGGAGGUGACCAUGCAGAACAAGCGCCUGGCGGACCCGCUGCAGCGGGCACGGGACGAGAUGAGCGAGAUGCAGAGGAAGCUCACGCACUAUGAGCGUGACAAGCAGAUCUUGAUGUGCACAAAAGCUCGCCUGAAAGUCACCGAGAAAGAGUUAAAAGACCUGCAGUGGGAGCACGAGGUGCUGGAGCAGCGGUUCAUCAAGGUGCAGCAGGAACGGGACCAACUCUACCAGAAGUUCACGGCAGCUAUCCAGGAGGUGCAGCAGAAGACGGGCUUCAAGAACCUAGUCCUAGAGCGGAAGCUGAAGGCACUGAGCACUGCCGUGGAGCAGAAAGAGGCGCAGCUCAACGAGGUGCUGGCCACCUCCAACCUAGACCCCUCGGCCCUGACCAUUGUGUCCCGCAAGCUCGAGGACAUCCUGGAAUCGAAAAACAGCACCAUCAAGGACCUUCAGUACGAGCUAGCCCGUGUCUGCAAGGCGCACAACGACCUCCUGCGCACCUACGAGGCGAAACUCCUGGCCUUCGGGAUCCCUCUGGACAACGUGGGCUUCAGGCCCCUGGAGACGGCCAUCAUUGGGCAGACGCUGGGCCAGGGCCCUGCCGGGCUGGUGGCCACGCCUACGUAG
Trichechus manatus latirostris (Florida manatee) is the source of this 1481-nucleotide messenger RNA. It is a transcript of the gene GAS8, whose product is annotated as growth arrest specific 8. The record is from RefSeq and is a predicted model, not a curated record. Gene Ontology annotation, cellular component: microtubule; motile cilium; Golgi apparatus. Gene Ontology annotation, molecular function: microtubule binding; small GTPase binding. Bases 12 to 1481 code for a protein of 489 amino acids. The transcript is spliced from 9 exons. NCBI's taxonomy places the organism in Eukaryota, Metazoa, Chordata, Mammalia, Sirenia, Trichechidae. Gene Ontology annotation, biological process: flagellated sperm motility.